AUGUCUUACUUCAAAUCAUCCAUGGAUCGGAGACUGCUUGAAUCUUUGUGGAAUAAAUACUGGGUCAAUACCCUGAGCUCAUCUAGCCUUCUUACAAAUGCUGAUUACACAACAGGAAUGAUAUUUGAUUUGUCAGACAAAUUAGAACAGUCUGAAUCACAGCUGGGUCGUGGCGGUCUCAUAGGCACUGAUGCACAGGAUAAGAAAACUGAAGAUAAACUCACCAAAGCAACCAAAGAUGGCUGUAAAACAACUAUGGAGGUUUUACAUGGACUCAUGUCACAAGUGAUUAAAGAUCGGCUGUUUAAUCAAGUUCAUUGCAAACCUGCUGAGCCAGAUCAAGCACAACAGCCGCAACAAUAG
Molecule: messenger RNA, 363 nt
Organism: Physella acuta
Lineage: Eukaryota; Metazoa; Mollusca; Gastropoda; Physidae
Product: COP9 signalosome complex subunit 5
Source: RefSeq, a predicted model, not a curated record